AUGCGCUCUUUCACCGACUAUAAAGCACCUGCAGGGCUGGCCAUCGUCACAGCUUUGGUAUCCCACGCCGUGUACAAUCGCAGAGAACCUACUGUCGCCUCAUUCUUCCGUAAUCUCGUGAUCCUCGUCGCCUUAUAUGCCGUUCUGACUACGCGCAUACCCCAAGGCCCACUAACCGUGAGGUCGUCAACGGUCUUGUUUACAGGUCUUUACUUGACAGCCCUCAGCCUCAGCAUCACGGUCUACCGACUCUUUCUUCACCCUCUACGGAGAUUUCCUGGACCAACGCUUGGGAAACUGACGAGAUGGACUUCGGCAUAUUAUAUGGCCACUGGCCGCAUGCAUGAGUGGCUCCCUGCCAUGCACGCCAAGUACGGUGACAUUGUCCGAUUCGGCCCGAACGAGCUCUCUUUCGGCGACACAGGCUCAGUCAAGUAUCUCCACGGUCCACAGGGAGCUCGACUCACCAAAGGUCCCUUCUACGAUGCCAAUACCUUUAAUAACAGCGGACAUGGCGUGCCGUUGCCGUCAACGAGAGACUGGGAGAACCAUAGAAUCCGCCGCCGAAUAUGGGACCACGGUUUCGCUCAAAAGGCUCUAAGGACAUACGAGCCUCGUAUUCGGAGUCUGAUUGAUACUUUCUGUACGGAAUUGGAGAAACAUGACGGCGAAGUCGUGGACUUUGCGAAGUGGGCAGACUACUUUGCUUUCGACGCCAUGGGAGACUUGGUUUUCAACAAGACAGUUGGCUUGCUCAACGAAGACGGACCUCGCGAGUUCUCAGACUGGGUUCGUACUGGCGUCAUGGUGAAUGCCAUCUUUGCUCAGGUCCCAUGGAUAUCAUCCUACUUCACAUUGACCCCGUUUAGACGGGACUUAAUCCACAAAGCUCUCAGCUUCGGGCGGCUGGCUUCGGACUUUUACAAGCAAAGAAGAGAGUUUGGCACUUCCCCUGUGGACAUUUUCUCACACAUCAUUGCUGGCAACGACAAGGAAAUUAUCUCGUCCGAAGAUGACCUGGAGGCCGACUCUCCAACACUGUUUAUUGCAGGAAGUGACACGAGUGCUGUGGUUAUUACCUUUAUGUUUUACUACAUCUGCUCGGACAAAGCAACUUAUCAUCGUCUGCGCGAAGAAAUCGAUCAGCACUGGGACGGUGUCAAACCACUGGAAGGCUCCUCGCUAGGUCCUGAGACACUUCCAUUCUUGAACAUGUGCAUCCAGGAAGUUCUUAGAGUCAUGCCGCCGGGCCCGAAUGGAAUGCAGCGAUACACGAACAAGGGGGGUCACAUGGUCAAUGGGAUAUUCAUUCCAGAGAACACGGCAGUCUCGUCCAACACGCUCUCCUUACACCACGACCCCAGGUACUGGACCAGACCCACCGAAUUCGUCCCAGACCGAUGGGACGAGAAGAAGCGUGACCCGACAUGGAACCACGACACACGAGCAUACAUACCCUUUAGUAGUGGAACCUUUUCCUGCGCCGGGAGACCGCUGGCCAUGCUCGAACAGCGACUGUUGAUCACGACGCUCUUGAGGCGAUUCGACCUGAUUAUGGCCCCAGAUUUCGACCACAAGCGGUUCGCGGACGACAUCCGCAGCUACAUGACCAUUGUCAAGGGCGCUCUGCCUCUGACUGUGCGGAAGAGGAGGGAUUGA
This is a messenger RNA of Fonsecaea pedrosoi CBS 271.37, 1659 nucleotides long. RefSeq lists its product as uncharacterized. The record is from RefSeq and is a predicted model, not a curated record. Lineage: Eukaryota; Fungi; Ascomycota; Eurotiomycetes; Chaetothyriales; Herpotrichiellaceae. The transcript is spliced from 9 exons. Bases 1 to 1659 code for a protein of 552 amino acids. Gene Ontology annotation, molecular function: iron ion binding; monooxygenase activity; oxidoreductase activity, acting on paired donors, with incorporation or reduction of molecular oxygen.